AUUUCCUCUCUCUGUGCCGUGCCAGUGUUAUUCUUUUUCUGUUGUUCGCCGUCCUUGUUCACCGAUCGGAAACUUGUGAAGUUAUUUUCUGUUGAUAUUUGGUGAUUAUCUCUCAAAUUAAAUUAUCCAUAUAAUAACGGUGUCCAUGAGCUCUUGCGCUUAGCCCACUCUUUAUUGCCAGGCGUCACCAUGUUGAUCGUGAAGUCAAGCGGAAGCAUAGAAGGCGGGAAAAAUGAAGAUGAUGAGAAGGACAUCCUCUCAUAUUCAGAGAAGCUGUUCGGGAUGUACAAUGGAGAUAUUGACGUCCAGCCAACAGAAGUGAUCAGCAAAGAACACGCUUACUCGAAACCAUGGAACUGGUGUUUAGAGAAAUCAUUUGCAAAACCGACCAAAACACUUUUCUUCAGCAAGCCAGUCAAGAAUGAAACAAAUGGAACCUCUUGUGAUGAAGAGAUUGAUGUAGUUAAUGGCUGUGAUGAUGUGAAGUCAAAUUAUGGUUAUGAUCUUGACAAGGCCUAUGCUGUGAUGCGGGAGAUUGAAAAUCAUUGCAAUUUCACUCGGCCCACGGACAAUGAUGAUGAAUGGGAAGAGCAUAUACCCAAAGUUGGGUGGACUUAUAUACAGUAUCGGUUGUUUUCAAGAGUGUUACCAAUCUUGAAUUUUGAUCUGAAUGCAAGGUUGGCUUACACGGGAAGUAAAAAUGAGCCUGUCUUGAGAAGACUCUCCGUAGACAAGACUGCCCGAAAAUUUCGAGAACUUCUAUGCUCAACACAAUGGGACUUGCGGCUGAUUCAGUGGCUCCAUGGUGUUCUUAUUGACUACCUGCCCUCCUUCUACUUAGCUGUGUAUAUAGAUAUUUUACAGACUUUAAGAAGAAAAAUACCUCAGUUGAUUGACAGAAUGAUGAAUACAGCUGGUGCAUCUGGUCGCUUUGGCCCCACUAGUGUUGAAGGCCUGAGUAAUCUUCUGAAACGUACAUGGGAUCCUGUAGCUCCAAGCUUACCAGCGUUUAAACCGCGAAAAUUACCUGGAGAUGCACUGCUGGUAAUGGUGCCUAGCAGUCCUGGCGAUUGGUUAGCUCCACACUCCAGAGCUCAACAGUGGAUGACAAGUCUUUCAGACUUGAGCACUGUUAUCACUGUCAUGACAACUCCAAAUCCACAACAAGAAUCGGUGAACAUGAUGUCUUGUCUGGAUCAUAUGUUAGCUGCAACUCGUUCAAAAUUGUCCGAGUUGCGGACAGAUUAUCCUGGACGGCCUAUCAUAUUAGUUGGUCUUCACACAGGAGCAGCUCUAGCUCUACAGGUAGCAUUGUUUGAAAAUGUUGCUGCAACCGUUUGUCUUGGGUUCCCUGUAAAUACAGUUGAAGGCAGGAGAGGAACUCCGGAUGAUGCCAUUUUAGAUCUCAAAUCACCAGUCUUCUUUGUCUCUGGAGCACUGUCCGUCACAGCUUCGCCAGAAGAAAUGGAAGAAUUGAGAUGGAACUUACGAACACCAACAGGAUUGCUAAUUGUUGGCGGAGCGGAUGACCAUCUCUGCGUUAGUGACAGUCUGUGUGUAUCUGAGGGUAUCACCCAAAGCAUGGUCGACCGUUGUAUCUUGGAUGAAAUUGGUGAAUUCCUUGGCAACACUUUAGUCUCUCCCCACACAGUUCCUCCAUUCAGGCCACCACCAACACGGACGUCAAGCAUUACAAAUGACUCGCCAGUCCUCAGGCGCUCCCUCAAAUCUGAGCGCAAACAGAAAAUUAUCGAUACCAAUUUCGAACCCAAGAAAACCUCUCCAGUUCCCCCCAAGAAACCUAGAUUGUUGCCACCAAAACUAACUCCGAUGCAACUGAGCCAACUGCUUGAAAGUAGUAGACAGUCAUCGACAACAAUGGUAAACAAAAAGAUAACAGCAAAAGUACUAAGCGAUCCUGACAUAGAAAUACUGUUCCAGGAAGGAAAUGAAAAUAGCAACAGCAGCAACAGUGUCAGUCCAGGAAGCAACACAACCACUAGUAUUACACCUCAGGCAACCCUCUCUCUGUCAGAUUCAAUAUCUCGUUCCCGAAUGAAUUUGAUGACAGUGCACAGAGCUCCUGCUGUCACAAAGCAUACUGAUCCCAUCACAGGAGCAACUUCAUCUAUUACGCAUCGAACAGUCUUGAAAACUGGUCGUUUAACACCAAUAUCUUCUUUCAUACCAACCAAAAAUGGGCCAACUCGUGUAAUGCUGCCAUCCAGAGUUUCCCACAGCAACGAAGUGACAAGUGAAGUAGUCUCGCCAACUAAAACUGUGACUUUGCUGGAAAACAAUGUUUUAGAAGACCUGACACCUGACAAGAUUCUUGACCUUCCCAUCGAAAUCGCCUGUGAUGAUUCUCCCAUAGAAGUCACGCCUGUUUCGACACAGGUUCCUUUGUCGGUGGAUAAAAGUGGUAUGAAACUUGUUGUGAGAAAACCGCAACACCCACUUCCUCCACGCCCACCCAACUUGAAGUACUCCAAGAUUUUCGUCACUCACAAGAGUGUAGAUAAAGGGAAAACGCUGAAAACGAAUCACACACCGAUCAAUCGUUGAAAUCUGUACUCUGUGGUCAUGCUUAGUUUUCCCGUACCUAUCCAAAGCUGGAAGGCUUAGUAGAUUUUUUAGUAAGCUUAUUACCACUAUUCAACUAGAAGCUCGAACUGAACAAUCAUGUCGGUCCAGUAAAUCCUCUUAUAAUAUGAAUGUUGUUUCUCAGGAAAUCGUAUGAUUUUGAUCGUACUCUUGUAGGUUUUAGAGUAUUUAAUGGCUUAUUCUAAGCAACAUGAUGUUUAGUAGAAUAUGCAGGGUGUCUUCAGGUCUGGAACAACGAAAAUUGUCCGGGAAUUUCUCUAGGUCUGGGAAAUCAGGGAGUUAAUAAAAAAGACAGGAAAUUUGAAAAAUUGAGAAGAAGAAAAACAAAACAUUAGUGUCUCCCACACAAUCGAUAGGUGUCUUAGUCUGGUUUAGGGUAAUGCUGUAAGUUACACCAUGGAUAGUGUCCAGAGGUAUAAUUUUCAGUGAGGAAUUGCAAUUUUAGGUCAUUUAAUGACUCAUACCAGAAGACAAAAGGUUCACAUGUCUUUGUCCCUUGCAGUGAAAUUAAUUCGAAAAAUAAUCCAUCAUUUUUAGUUCUUUGCAUACAAAUUCUCACUGUGAAAAGUCAGAAUUUGGGCCAAGGAAAACCUGGAAAAUCAGGUAAUUUUUUCCUGCUAAGUCUGUAGACAUCCUGAAAAUGUUCAACUUUGCAAGUGCAUUUCAUCCUGAAAUUAAAUGAUCUAACCUAGCUUGAGGCACCAAAAGAAAGCAAAAGGUAUACUUUCUCAACUUUUCUUUAAGUUCACUCAUGGUUGGAAGAUAAAUUUUACAAGGGAAAGCUUGUAACGAACCAAAAUCAAAGUGACCAUGUUCGAUUCGUCAAUAGAUAUUCCUUCUUUGAAAGCCAUGGAAUGUGUUACUCAGGAGGUUUCGAACAAAAUCAGUGUAGUUAUGUGUAUUCACUAACAUUUAGUAAAGUUUAGUGUUUUCAAAACCCUGUAUCUUAUAAAAAAUAGUAAAGUUAAGAAUAUUCUUGUAUUUUUUAAAGAGGCUGUGAUAAAUCUUCUUUUUUUUUAAGUCUCAAAUACACAAAGUUUUCACUUUGUUUACUGCUUUUAUAUUGUUGUUUUUUUUUUUUUCUUGAAAGUUUUGUUGCAUAUGUGAAUGCAACUUUAUUCAACAUGCUUCCAAAAAGUAGAAUUAAGCUUCCAUUCUUCACUGUAAAGGAUGUUUUUACCAGUAAGAUGUUUUCGUACCCUUUUUAGCAUCCCCCAUUGAAUUAAUUCUUUUUUCUUUUCUAUUAAAUUAUUCUUUAAUAAAGUCAGACAGUUUUGACAUGGAACAGAUGUAGCUGUCCACUAAUUUUGUAAUCAGUAAGCUAUCCUAGAUAGCAGUUUGUGAUUGUCAUUUUCUUCUACCUUUCGACCGGGGACAGAGCCCUGCCUGCCUAGCCUCUACGUUAAGAAUUCUAAUCAUCUCUGGGGACAGAGGGCAGCUCUGUGCCCAUCUCUUUGGAGGUCGCUUCUGACUGUAAGGUCGUUUUA
Bemisia tabaci is the source of this 4091-nucleotide messenger RNA. It is a transcript of the gene Rcd1, whose product is annotated as Reduction in Cnn dots 1. Gene Ontology annotation, cellular component: NSL complex. Gene Ontology annotation, biological process: positive regulation of transcription by RNA polymerase II. The record is from RefSeq and is a predicted model, not a curated record. Lineage: Eukaryota; Metazoa; Arthropoda; Insecta; Hemiptera; Aleyrodidae.